AUGGCGGAAGACAUGAUUCAUUUUUGCAGCUACAAGGAGAAAUUUACUAGUCUGUAUUGCCGCCUUUCUGCUGUUAUGGAGCUGGAUUCUCUGAAUACCCAACAGUCCCUGAGGGAAGCAAUCUCAGACAGUGAGGUUGCAGCUGCCAAACAAAGACACCAGCAAGUUUUAGAUUUUAUUCAGCAAAUAGAUGAAGUUUGGCGUGAAAUGAGAUGGAUCAUGGAUGCUCUCCAAUAUGCAAGAUACAAGCAACCAGUCUCUGGCUUACCCAUCACUAAGCUGAUAGACCCCUCAGAUGAGCAGAACCUACAGAAGAUCAACUCUACAUCAUCACAUAUAGACUCUCUUCCAUCACCAUCCCCAUCCCCAGAGAUGCGCAGAAGAAAGGCAGUGAGUGAUUCCCAGCCCUGCUCUGACGAAGAAGGAUGCUCGGAAGUCUUCCUCCCCACAGACAGCGACUACGACUCCAGUGACGCCCUGAGCCCCCGAGACCUGGACCUGGUCUACCUGUCGUCGCACGACAUCGCCCAGCAGGCCCUAAGUGGGCUGAGCGGCAGCGCCCCUGACGUCCUGCAGGUGCACGACACGAAGCCCCCGCGGGGGUCGGGCCAGGACACCCAGGGCCGGGUCCAGGUCCCAGGUACCGACCACGCGUGCGCUGAGUUCCUCCACAGCCUGACCCUCACGGGCUUGGCGCCCAAGAACCACGCCAAGAUGGCCCCGGGCACGCAGCCGCCGCCGGGCUUCCUGGGAAAGCGGAAGCCGGGCAAGCACCAGCACUACGGCGGCUUCAGCCGCCACCACCGCUGGCUGCGCAUGCACGGCGAGGCACAGUCGCUGUCGCUCUCCGAGGGCAUUUAUACACCGCACCUAUCCCGGGCCUGCGGCCUGGCCCGGGAGCCGGGGGAGGCCGAGCCACCCGGACCCGCCGUCGAUGGGCCCCGGGGUCUGGCUCUGACCCAUGCCGCCAGCCUCCCUGAGGAGCAGAAGAGCAGCCUCCGGGACGCGAGGCCUUCGGUGCACCGCAUCUACGUGGAGCCCUACCCCGCGGCCCUCGUGGGCCAGGACGCAAAGCCUUGGGCCGGCUUGAGCCGGUCUCCUGGAGGCCGCGCUGGCCUGCCCAGCCCCACAGGCCAAGAGAUGAGCCCAGAGGGUCCCACCACUUCCCCGGUGUCAGAAAUACUCAGCAGCAUGCUGUAG
Molecule: messenger RNA, 1200 nt
Organism: Galeopterus variegatus (Sunda flying lemur)
Lineage: Eukaryota; Metazoa; Chordata; Mammalia; Dermoptera; Cynocephalidae
Exons: 4
Coding region: 1-1200 (399 amino acids)
Biological process (GO): regulation of establishment of bipolar cell polarity; establishment of mitotic spindle orientation
Cellular component (GO): spindle
Source: RefSeq, a predicted model, not a curated record